GAAGCAUCGGAAAAGAGGCCAGAUGAGCAAGAGCAAUCUGAAAGCAAGCGCCUCAAAGUGGAUGAGAUGGAGAAGUGCACGGAGGGAGAUAUUUCAAGCCUUGUCAACCCGCACAAGUUCAAUGUCAACAACACUGCGGAACUCCUGACAGCUGGGGAUGGAAACGCCAUCUACCUCUCAAGCAAGUCGAAGAACUGUUUUGGCCAACACAGGGAGCUGUUCUCAUUCGGAUCGGGCGAAUGGCGAGGAGGUGCUGAGGCAAAAGAAACCAUGGAUGACGCACAGGGUCGCUGGUUCAAAUUUACGGUGUCUGGUGAUACCGUGAUGCUUCUGGAAAAGGCUGGGCUCCCCGAGCACCUUCACACGGCGUCUGUAGUGGACCGCCCAUCCUUCCUGCGCAAGAUGUUGGUGGAGCUUGAAGAUGCAGGGGAGGUGAACAUACAGGUCUCCCAUCACAAAAGGACCACGAUCGGCGACCAAGUGGGUUGGUUGGAGGACAAGCCAAUUUAUUUUCUUCUCGAUGAACCACCCAACGACAAGGGAAAGAAAAAGAAGAAACCGCCUGCACCUUCUCAAAAGAAUUUUGGUGCCAAGCUGAACAUCAACAAGUUCAAGAGCAAUUCAAAGCUCAUUCUUGGCUGGCGCGUUAGGCGAGGCCGCAAAACUUUGAGUUCCGUUUGCAAAUUUACAUGCUGGAGGUUUAAGAGGAUAAUAAGAGGGCAUUUGGCUUGCAACUGUUUUUUGUUGAACUCACAAAUUGGAUCAGGGUGGAAAGCGUGA
Durusdinium trenchii is the source of this 780-nucleotide messenger RNA. Lineage: Eukaryota; Dinophyceae; Suessiales; Symbiodiniaceae. The record is from the annotation of a GenBank genome assembly.